Morus notabilis is the source of this 1179-nucleotide messenger RNA. Its product is annotated as CST complex subunit CTC1. The coding region runs from base 34 to 771 and encodes 245 amino acids. The record is from RefSeq and is a predicted model, not a curated record. Gene Ontology annotation, biological process: positive regulation of DNA replication; telomere maintenance via telomere lengthening. Gene Ontology annotation, molecular function: telomeric repeat DNA binding; single-stranded DNA binding. Lineage: Eukaryota; Viridiplantae; Streptophyta; Magnoliopsida; Rosales; Moraceae. The transcript has 5 exons. Gene Ontology annotation, cellular component: CST complex.
UGCAGUGAAAAAUGCACAAGCCUUGUUUCAGACAUGAAGCUUGUUGCCUCUCUGGGCACUUUUUCUUCGGGUCUGAUAUCAGAGUUGGUUCAACAUCCAGAUCGUGAGCUAAUGCGGUUUCAUUGCCGGGUUGUUGCUGUCAAUAUACUGGUUUUCACUAACUGUAAAAAAGAUGUCCAUCUCCCAUUGGAGUUCCGUUCCAGGCAGCAUCAAAUUGACAUUCCAAUUGCUGGUUUUGUUUUGGAUGAUGGAUCAUUCCCAUGUUGUUGUUGGGCAAAUGCUGAAAGAGCAUCGACCUUGCUAAAGUUGCAUGAAGAACUUCCAAAGGGAGCUUACAAAAGCAAUGUCUGGACGUUAAAGGGGUUUAAGAUGGAUAAUACUCGCUACACCAUCAGAUAUCAUCUUGAGAGAAUUUUAGAGAAGCAUGACACGAUUACAGUAAAAAACUUUGGAUCACUGUUCGAUUCUUCUUGCCAGGACCUUGUUGUUUCUGUCAGUUCAGAUAACACCCUCAGUGGCUCAGAUGAGAACUUCCUCAGAUAUGUUGUCUUCAAUGCUUGCUUUGGCCCAUUUUGGACGAUUGUUGCCUCAUUUAUGGAUUCAGAUGCUGUUGGCCAGUUGGAGAAAGAAAAACUCUUGCAUAUGGAGAUGAGUACAAGUUCCAUGCAAAACAUAUGGGCCAAAGAAGUUCGUCAUACAAACGCUUUUACCGAGGCCAGGGAUGUGAUUCAAGAACUCUUAGACAGAUAUAGCUGCCAUGCGUCUCCAUAAGUCAAGAUGUCUUGUGGACAGUAUUGGCCUGCGGGGCCAAUAUUGCGGAGGCCUUAUGGCCAGGAGGUUGAGCCAUGUUCUUUCGGUCCGCAUGCGGAAUCCCCCACGUGAGGCACACCGUGUGACAUCCAAGGGCCCCGUGGUGCAUCCUAGGCACACGAGGAGCCCAACGUGAGUUGGCUCAAGGGUCAGCCACACUCACGGGACUCGAUGAUCAGCAGGACACGGAGGGAACGUCGUAUACAUGACCUGGGCGGCCUAGUGUGGGGCUGCAAAGUCGGGGAUGAGUUGCUUGGGCAACAUGCUUGUGCAGUUGGAGUUUGUUGGCCUAGGGGCUUGGCCUUAGACUUGGGGAACCCUUAGGGCCGUGGUGCACAAGAGAUGCGCUAAGGAUUGAGACGGAUCAGC